Molecule: messenger RNA, 1460 nt
Organism: Salvia miltiorrhiza (redroot sage)
Lineage: Eukaryota; Viridiplantae; Streptophyta; Magnoliopsida; Lamiales; Lamiaceae
Product: pectinesterase QRT1
Exons: 3
Coding region: 250-1296 (348 amino acids)
Biological process (GO): cell wall modification
Molecular function (GO): pectinesterase activity
Source: RefSeq, a predicted model, not a curated record
AUCAUAAAUCCUUGUUGUAUUCGACUUAGGAGUUGUUUAAACUUUAAAACACCGCCAUCUUUGUGUUUUGGAUGCCAUAAACCUUUCUUUUUGUCCCCUUAAAUCUUGGUUUAUACAUCUCCAUCGUCGUUAUAUAUACAUGCAAUUAUGUGCGGUGUUUCACGUUGAGGAUUACGGCUCACCCACGCUCUCCUUAUUUAUUGCUCUCACUGCUUCAAUCCUCACAAAAUACGUCUUUUCUUUUGUGCGAUGAAUUUGAGGGCCUGGAUUUUCAUUGUUUUUGUGGUGUGCGCCCAAGCUCAAACGGAGACACGAAGUUAUAUAUCGUGGAACGAUUUGAGAUUGGAUGGCGGUAGUGCUACUUUAGAGAAUGGAGGUGAUCCCACUAAACUCAUCGUCGUUUCUCAAAACGGCACCGGAGAUUCUCUCACCGUUCAAGGCGCUAUUGAUUUGGUGCCGGAGAAUAAUACCCACCGUGUCAAAAUCUAUGUUCAUCCUGGAAUUUACAGGGAAAAGGUCCACAUCCCUGCAAAUAAGCCGUACAUCACAUUGAUCGGAGACGAAGACAAAGCUAAUGAAACGGUGAUCACUUGGCACGACAAAGCCGGCGACAAGACAGCGGACGGCGGUUUCUUGGGGACUUGGAACUCGGCCUCAGUGACAGUGCUAUCCGACUACAUGUGCGCAACGUCCAUCACUUUUGAGAACACAGUGAUCGUGAAAGCAGAUUUAGGAGUGAACGGCUACCAGGCGGUGGCGCUGAGGAUCGCUGGUAAGCACGCCAUGUUCUACAGAGUCCGCUUUCUGGGGUCGCAGGACACCCUCCUCGACCAAGACGGCUCGCAUUAUUUUCUCGAGUGUUUCAUCCAAGGCACCACUGAUUUCAUAUUUGGGAGGGCAACAUCCUUGUAUAAGGAUUGCAACAUAUCCGUGGUGGGAGAUGGAUUCGCGAUAGCAGCUCAUCACCGCGACUCCCCCCUCGAUCAAACUGGCUUCUCCUUCCUCAACUGCACAGUCAGGGGUACAGGUCAUGUGUUCUUGGGCAGAGCCUGGGGGACUUACUCCAGAAUUAUAUAUUCCUACACCGAUUUCGACAUUGAUGUUAGGCCCCAGGGAUGGCAGGAUUGGGGGAUUCCUUCCAGACGCAGUACCGCGGUUUUCGGCUUGUACGAGUGCAGGGGAAGAGGAGCACAGAGAAACACAACUCAAGACUGGUCCAAAGCCAUGAACAUCUCAGAAGCAAUGCCUUUUUUACACACAGCAUUCAUUCAAGGGGACCAGUGGCUAAAACUCUAGUUUCUUUCUGUCAAAGAUUUUGUUUGUGCAUAUAGAUAGAGUUGAGUCAUUUAUACUUUGAUUUAAAUGUUGCAAUGCUUUUUUUAGUUCAAUAUAUUGGAACCCUCUGCAACCAAUGAAAUGAAAUCAGAAUAUUGAUCAAGUAAUGGGAAAUUCAUAAAUAA